AAGUAAGCUACUGGCCAGGAUUGCUUCGAUCGGUUGGAUCUUCGCACAAGCCAGAUCGUACUGCCGUGCCGCGGUUUUGCGCGGCUUCGUGAGUUUCGGGUAGUGCGCGCGGUUUGCGCGUUGUUGUUGAUUGUUUUUUGGGAAAGCAACACACCUUCAUCAUCGUGGUCGUCGUGGCCAUCGUCAUCGUUGCGUUGCGUUGCGUUGAGCCGAGAUCUGCAGAGUGGUGCGGUGGUUGCGGCAUUUCGCAGCGAGACACCGAACGUGCCGGAUCCACCACGGGACGGCGCGAGCAGCGAGACUUCAGCAGCGAGCAUCAAGUGACCGAGACCGAGAGGGAUCGAGACAUUCGCGAUGGCCAUCGAUCAGAAGCUGGAGGAGUUGAUGGGAUUGCUUGGGGACUUUGGUCGGUACCAAGCGUUCCAGUUCGUGCUGCACCUGCUGGCCGCCGUAACGGCCGGUCUGCAUAUGCUCUCGCUGGUUACGGUGGCCGCCGUGCCCGAGCAUCGAUGCUACGUGGAAGCCCUGGACUCACCGGCCGCCACUGCCAACGGUACGAUCCUGCCAACGAUGAGCGCACUGCUCGCCCACAUCCCACUGGACAAAAACGGGGAGCUCGACACGUGCCGGAUGUUUGACAAUGGUACCGAAGUGGCCUGCAGUGCCUACGUCUACAACAACACCUACUACCAAUCGUCUCGUGCGAUCGAAUGGAAUCUGGUGUGCGAUCGCCGGUGGAUGGGGGCGCUCGGUCAGACGAUCUACAUGCUGGGCGUCUUCACCGGUGCCGUGUGGUUGGGCGGACUGGCGGACAAGAUCGGCCGCAAGAAGGUGUUCUGCUGGUCGGCCCUGUUGCAGCUGAUCCUCGGUGUGGCCGUUGCCUUUACGCCCGAGUUCAUCUCCUUCCUGGUGCUUCGCUAUCUGUACGGUAUCUUCGGUAGCGCCGGUAGCUACAUCACCGGAUUCGUGCUGACGAUGGAACUGGUUGGACCGAGCAAACGCACACCAUGCGGUAUCUCGUUCCAGGGUGCGUUCGCUGGUGGCAUUAUGCUGGUAGCGGCCUGGGGUGCCCUCAUCCCGGACCGGAUGAUCCUGCAGAUCGUGUAUGGGCUGCAUGGGUUGCUGUUGGUCGCCCACUGGUGGAUUAUGGAUGAGUCACCACGCUGGCUGUGGAUGCAGGGCCGCAAACGGGAGGCCGUCGAUAUCGUCGAUCGUGCGGUACGCAUGAACGGUCGCGGGCUGAACGUGGACAAAGAGUACUAUCUGAUCGAGGAUAAGAUGGCGCGUGUUGACGAACCGGGCAGUACGAAUGCGGCCGGCCUGGCGGAUCUCUUCAAGACGCCCAAUCUGCGCAAGAUGACGCUGAACGUGUGUUUGUGUUGGUUCGCCAACUCGAUCACCUACUACGGGCUGUCGCUGAGUGCGGGCAAGCUGAAUGGCAAUCCGUUCCUGAUCCUCUUCAUCAUGGGACUGGUGGAGUUCCCGAGCUACAUCUCAAUUAGCUAUCUGCUCGAUAGGCUCGGCCGUCGAUCGAUCACCAGCUCGCUGAUGAUCGUCGGUGGUAUCUGUUGCAUUGUGGCGGCGUAUCUAACGCGCGGCAGCACCGAAUCGACCUCGAUCGUCAUGUUUGGUAAGCUGUUCAUCGCCGGUUCGUUCGCCGUCAUCUACAACUAUUCGGCCGAGCUGUUCCCGACCGUGGUGCGUAACUCGGCCAUGGGCCUUGGAUCGAUGUGUGCCCGUUUGGCGGGCGCUAUGACACCGAUGAUUACGCUGCUCGAUUCGUUCGAUCCGAAGAUACCGGCUGUUAUCUUCGGUGUUAUCUCGCUGGUGUCCGGUACUUGGGUACUGUUCCUGCCCGAAACCAUGGGUAAGGCCAUGCCGCAGAGUCUUCAGGAUGGUGAAAACUUUGGACGUGGUGAUACGGCCUUCUCGAGCUGCCUGGGACGCAACAAGACGCACACUGAGGAUUUCCCACCACCGCAGCAGAUGGUGCCGAUGGGCAAGUCCGAUGCCAGCGAUCGGUAGGACAAGGUCACGGUCGCGGUCGCAGUCGCGGCGCCAUCAACUCAAAACACAGACACGCCGGUGUUCGAUUAGAGUAGUGUAAGCCAAUUCCUGCACCCUUGCUGGGUGGUGGUGUCUGACGGAGGACACUUUAAAUACAUUUGUUUGUGAUCCAUCACACUUCGUACAAGCGAAGGGAA
Messenger RNA from Anopheles darlingi, 2204 nucleotides. Its product is annotated as organic cation transporter protein. Gene Ontology annotation, molecular function: transmembrane transporter activity. Gene Ontology annotation, biological process: transmembrane transport. The record is from RefSeq and is a predicted model, not a curated record. The coding region runs from base 355 to 2025 and encodes 556 amino acids. The transcript has 3 exons. NCBI's taxonomy places the organism in Eukaryota, Metazoa, Arthropoda, Insecta, Diptera, Culicidae. Gene Ontology annotation, cellular component: membrane.